Molecule: messenger RNA, 1149 nt
Organism: Lineus longissimus
Lineage: Eukaryota; Metazoa; Nemertea; Pilidiophora; Heteronemertea; Lineidae
Product: EF-hand and coiled-coil domain-containing protein 1-like
Exons: 6
Coding region: 36-1076 (346 amino acids)
Source: RefSeq, a predicted model, not a curated record
UUGAGAUUGAUACUUUAAGGGAGAUUAUAGAGGACAUGAGGGCGGCCCUCCAAUGCAGUGACUCAAGGUGCUUAGCUUUACAAGUAGCCGUGUCAAACUUUCAAAAUGCCUGCCUGUGCUAUAACGCCAAUCAGACUCUCACUCCGACAUCUCCGUGCAAAGGCAAGGAUACCGCAAUGAGGAAUGGACAUACUAGCUUAUCUGUUGAGACUGAAGGUGACUUGGAUCCUGAGACUUAUAUCAGGGAGUUACAGCGUGAGCUUAAAGCGACCAGACGUCGGUUAUACGAAACGAAUCAGAAAAAUAAAGACUUGACAUUUCAUAUGGAGCGAAUGGCAGAGACGUUUGAGAAGACGAAAGCGGUGAUCUUGCUGAGUUUAGAGAGAGUGAAAGGAUUAGAGACUCAAGCGAAGGAGAUUCCGGGGCUAGAAGUGAGGGUAUUAGAGUUACAGCGAGAGCUGGAUAGAAGUAAGCGAUUCCUGCGACUGAACCACGAUGUGACUAAAGAUUCUGCUCUCGGCGACACCCCGUCCCUAUCUCCCGCCAGAUCAGACUCCUCCUCAGAUGCAUCAACUAAAGACAGUGGUCAAGCAUCCCGAGAAGACCUCGACCUUUCAAUCAUCACCACGAGUCUAGAGAGCAUCAACGACAUGGUGGACAAUAUGCUGAUAGCCAGGUUACAGGAACAAGUCAAGUCGCUCAUGAAUGAAGUCAAGGAAAUCAGAGAGGAGAGAAGCAUCACCUUGAACCAGAUAAGCCGCCUCACCCUCCACAAUGACGCCCUCCAGACAGAGCUACACAAUACCGAGACGGAGCGAGUGCGCAUGUCCAUCAUAGAGGAGAAACUGGUCGAUAUCGUUGGAAGCUUUAGACAACUGAGACGAGUCCAUCUUCCGAUUGCAACCAUAGGGAACCUUUUAAUGAGUGUUGUGGAGGGUAUAGAAGAUGACGUCAUAGCAGAACCCGAAGUUUUGAUAUUCGUCAACCAGCUACAGAGAAAACUGACGACAUACGAGCUGACCUUUUGGAAUCCAACACCUAGCCCGCUGAGAGCGAAGCAGGGCACUUACAUAUGAACAUGUCAUUGGAACUGUGACUAAAGAGGUCCCCAGACGCCGAUAAAGCGACAGUGGCAAGAUGAACAACCAA